CGACACAGGCUACCGUGGUUCUGGGUGCCCCAACCUCCGGCUCUCUGAGCUUCCGGGCCCGCGAGCAGAGUCCACGCCGACAGGACAGUGAGCGCCUGCCGGAGCUUGUAAGGCCUGGGCAGGUGUCUGGAUCCCAACACCGCCCUUCUCAGGUGACAAAUCCACGAACAUACUGGGAUGAGAAGGUGUCGGAGGUGAAGAAGAAGAUCAAGUCAGUGCUGCCUGGAGAGAUCUGUGACCCACUGUAUGACACCAGCCACCUGCCCCCUGAACAAUCAGAUGUGGUGAUCGUGGGAGGCGGGGUGGUAGGCCUGUCUGUGGCCUUUUGGCUGAAGAAGCUAGAGAAGCGACGAGGCGCCAUUCGGGUGCUGGUGGUGGAACGCGACCACACGUAUGCACAGGCCUCCACCGGGCUCUCCGUGGGCGGGAUCCGUCAGCAGUUCUCAUUGCCGGAGAAUGUCCAGCUCUCCCUCUUCUCCAUCAACUUUCUUCGGAAUAUCAAUGAAUACCUGGCUGUGGUUGACGCCCCUCCCCUGGAUCUCCAGUUCAACCCCUCAGGCUAUCUCCUGUUGGCUUCAGAAAAGAGUGCCUCCACCUUGGAGAACAACGUGAAAGUGCAGAGGCAGGAAGGAGCCAAGAUUUGUCUGAUGUCACCCGAGCAGCUUCGGAACAAGUUUCCCUGGAUAAACACAGAGGGAGUGGCUUUGGCGUCAUACGGGAUGGAAGACGAAGGUUGGUUUGACCCCUGGUCCCUGCUCCAGGGGCUCCGGCGAAAGGCCCAGUCCAUGGGGGUCCUUUUCUGCCAGGGCGAGGUGACACGGUUUGUCUCUUCCUCCAGCCGCAUGGAGACCACAAGUGGGGAAGAGAUUAUCAUGAAAAGGAUCCGUGAAGUCCAUGUGAAGAUGGACAACAGCCUGGAGUACCAGCCUGUGGAAUGCGCCAUAGUGAUCAAUGCAGCGGGAGCCUGGUCGGGAAAGAUCGCAGAGCUAGCUGGUAUUGGGAAGGGGCCGCCUGGCACCCUGCAGGGCACCAAGCUACCCGUGGAGCCAAGGAAAAGGUAUGUGUACUUAUGGCACUGCCCCCAGGGCCCAGGCCUGGAGACUCCGUUUGUUGCAGACACCAAUGGAGUCUACUUCCGCCGGGAAGGCUUAGGCAACAACUAUCUCGGUGGCCGUAGCCCCACAGAGGAGGAGGAGCCAGACCCAAGCAACCUGGAAGUGGACCAUGAUUUCUUUCAGGAGAAGGUGUGGCCCCAUCUGGCUCAGAGGGUACCAGCGUUUGAGAAUCUGAAGGUUCGGAGCUCCUGGGCUGGCUAUUACGACUACAACACCUUUGACCAGAACGGCGUGGUGGGCCCCCACCCCUUGGUUGUCAACAUGUACUUCGCUACAGGCUUCAGCGGUCACGGGCUGCAGCACGCCCCUGCCGUGGGGCGAGCUGUGGCCGAGAUGGUGCUGGAGGGCCACUUCCAGACCAUCGACAUGAGCCCCUUCCUCUUCAGCCGCUUUCACUUGGGAGAGAAAGUCCUGGAGCAGAAUAUCUUCUGAGCUCACAGGCACUUCACUGGGCCCCAUGGGCCUGGCCAGCACCCUGGCUCAUAGUCCUCUGCACUGCCCGAGUCCUCCCCAGUCCCAUGCCAGGGCCCUUUGUAGGCAGGCCCGGGGCUUCACCCCCUUCUCCACUGUCCAGGCCAUUCUGCACUCCCCACUGGCUAGGCACAGAUGCUGAGGCCUCGGCCAACAAAAACUGAUGGUGCAGGACCCUAGGACGGAUCUGUAGCCCAGGCUGAGCCCACUCACUAGGGCCAUCCAGCUGGAAUCCUAAGCACGCAGGCCCAGGACUGGCUCCUUCCUGUACCAACCCAGAAAGACUGCCCUCUUGGCAGGGCUGGGAAGAGCCCAGGCCUGGGAGCAUUCUGGGGCAGCUCGGCCCAAACUUACUGACUUGAAUCUUUCCUCUCCUCAUCAGUCAAUCAAUAAACGUGAUUGAUUCACUC
Lepus europaeus (European hare) is the source of this 1996-nucleotide messenger RNA. RefSeq names its product FAD dependent oxidoreductase domain containing 1 (gene FOXRED1). The record is from RefSeq and is a predicted model, not a curated record. Lineage: Eukaryota; Metazoa; Chordata; Mammalia; Lagomorpha; Leporidae. Gene Ontology annotation, cellular component: cytoplasm. Gene Ontology annotation, molecular function: oxidoreductase activity. The transcript has 11 exons. Bases 648 to 1547 code for a protein of 299 amino acids.